This is a messenger RNA of Parasteatoda tepidariorum (common house spider), 1780 nucleotides long. RefSeq names its product pantetheinase. The record is from RefSeq and is a predicted model, not a curated record. NCBI's taxonomy places the organism in Eukaryota, Metazoa, Arthropoda, Arachnida, Araneae, Theridiidae.
CAAGCUCAAGAUGCUGACAUUUCUUCAGUUUCACUUUUGAUCGAGAUUUAGUAAGAGACUGUUUUCAAAUUUUUUUUGCUGAAAGAAAAACACGUUUUGCAACAGAUCUGGAAAUUUACCUACUAUUACCUCACUAGUUGCAAGAGAAUCUCUACACUUAAACUAAAUAUAAAACUACAUUUCGCGUCAGUCCUUGAAAACUUUUCUUUCAAUAUUCCUAAAAAUGGGGAUUCGAAUAACUGUAUUGUCAAUAAUCAUCUACCUGAGCGUUUCAGGCAUAGACGCUGCCUCAAGACCUUUCACAGCUGCUGCAUAUGAUCAUGCCCGAUUUGGAAGGCUAGACGAUCCCCCAGUCCGUGUUUUGGAAGUAAAUUUGAAGAAGUAUAUACAAGCUGCUGAAAUUGCAAGCUCAAAAGGAGCUGACAUUAUUGUUUAUCCAGAAUACGGAUUAUUUUAUCCAGGAGACCGAUCCCAAUUAAAGUCUUUCCUAGAAGACAUUCCAGAUCCAAAAAAGUUCCAGGCUAAUCCAUGUGAUGAAAAAGAUUAUUAUCUGAAAAAACCGAUUCUUUACACGCUUAGCUGCAUUGCAAGGAAUAAUUCAAUUGUCGUAGUUGCAAACACUGGCGACAUCAAAAAUUGCACCGGUGAAUCAGAAUGCCCUGAAGAUGGGGUAUUUCAUUACAAUACAAAUGUUGUUUUUGACCGAAAUGGAACACUGAUACUCAGGUACUACAAGGAACAUUUAUUCUUUGAAUUAGGCAUGGAUUUGCCAAAAGAGCAACAAGAUCCAACAUUCACAACUGAUUUCGGCACUUUUGCCACUUACAUUUGCUUUGAUAUUAUAUUUGAAAGAAUGAGCCAAGUUGCUAAGUGGCCACAAGUUGAUGGCAUAAUGUUCUCAACCAUGUGGUUUGAAAAUCCUCCACAGUAUGUCUCAGUUCCAUUAUGGCAAGGGUGGGCAUUAGGGAAUAAUGCCACAAUCGUGGUUUCUAAUGUACAGAGCCCUAGUUUGUAUGCAGUUGGAAGUGGAAUAUUCCAUAAAAAAUUUGGAUCUCUGGGCUAUACAUAUAGUCCUGACAGCGUGUCAAAGGUGGUUGUGGCGGAAGUUCCUGCUGAGGGUGAACCUAUCUCAAAUACAAGCCUAAUUGCUUUCACUGAUACCAAAAUCUGGGAUUGGGUAGAUGAUGGCGAGGAUGUACCAAAAAUUUGUUCCAAUCUUAUAAUCAAUGACACUGAUCAUUUUUCAGGUAAAUUUUAUUGUUUCGAUGAGAAAACCUCAAACUAUACUCUUACAAAACUUGUAGAUCCCAGCGGCCAAAUUGAAGCAUGUAACAAUGGAAUGUGCUGUUCCUUAAAUUAUACAGCGGAAUCUAUGGAAGAAGAGUUUUACUUGGGUGUUUACAAUGGGACAUUGAAUUCCUUCAACCGUUAUCACUGGUGUGAGGAGAGUUGCUUUGUUGCCAGGUGCGAUUCUAUUGAUGGUCAGCCCUGUUCAACUUUCCCUAGAAGAGCAAGCACAAUAUUCAAGCAUGUAGAUUUGAAGUCUAACUUCUCAACAGAAUUCAUCUAUCCAUCUGUGGUCAGUAGUAAGAGCAGACUGGUGCCUAAGAAUGAGUGGGAGUUUGACGUGACGCAUAGAUCUGCAUACGAAAGUUCCAUACAUUUCCACAGUACUACAGGAAAAAAUCUGUUAUCGGUGGGCUUCAAAGCUCGUUGUUACAACAGAGAUCCUCCAUAUGUUAGAUAAGAAAUUGAUUUGUCUACUUCUUAAAUUAUCCUA